UUCCACCUAAAUUUAUUGCGCCGUCAUUCUAGGUGCAGUUAUUAACGUUUCUGCUCUCUCUUCUUCUAUUCCCUUUACUCUAACACCAUUACGCUUUCCCUUCGGGUUCUAUAAUUAUUACCGGCAACGUCCCUCUACAAGCUCCUACUACUCACCAGUUACAUAUAUCGCUAGUGAGCUCGACAAUCUCUCAAGAGAUCGGUUUAAUAUAUGCGCAUCGAAUAGCUUAUAGAGCUGACACUCGUCACGGCCCAGUCUCGUGGAUUCUCUUAGUGUCCGAAGAAGAAGAAGAAGAAGAAAAUCCUGAUAUGGUCUUUGGCCGCUGUACUGCUCUAUCUCGGAAAGUGCGCGUUUAACAGAACAACAUAAGUCAACCGGGGGACUAAGUCUCGAAACAUACCCUGUGUCAGACACCACCAUAGAUCACUUCCUAAUUACUACGCGGUUACUGCUCUCGUACUUCGCUCUGGCGCCUCAAAGCGUCUGUUAACAUAGCAUGGCAGAAGAUCGUCGGCAUAGAGGACAGCAACCAAGUCACGACCAAAACGACGAGACUGUGUAUCCUCACGAGUCUGGGUUUUUACCUGAUGAGGAAGAAGUUCGUACGAGAGUAAUUGCCUAUCAUUCCCGGCCACAAAUGGCGUCAGGAGCAGUAAGAUUGCCCGCUAUACAAGAUCCCUAUGCUCAGCCUAAUGGAUACCCUCUUCCACCCGGCGCACCGGCGCCUCCAAGUACUGGCUACUCUCCGCCAACUGUUGGCAACGCCUACCCUCCUCCUCCGUCCAGCCUUCCGCCCUGCCUUCCGCCCUAUCUUCCUGCAGUCCACGCCCCAGCUCCAGAUCCCAGAGCCAGUUAUCCGCCUCAAGAUCCCAUGGGACAAUAUUUCGCUAAUUACAACUCCCCACAUCCGUACGAGUUCCAAUUCCGGAGUGACCGCGGUGCCGUAGGGCAAUACCCCGAAUUUGCGAGAGGUGGGCCCGUAGGAGCUGGUGUGAUGCAGCAGUCUGCCCCUCGCCAGCGGACCUCAAUUGCCUGUAGAUACUGCAGAAGAAGGAAGAUUCGUUGUAGUGGAUAUCAGAACUCCCCAGGAGGAAAAUGCACGAACUGUAUCAAGAUGAACCAAGAUUGUGUUUUUCAACCGGUCUCCUCUUCCUCGUCCACCGCGUUUGUUCCCGUUUCAGCACUGACAAACGGCAUUCCCCCGGGAACUCAACUAUUUGGAGCAUAUGGUCAACCAUUAGCAGGCCCAUCAAGUGGUGCAUAUCCGGCUACGAGUCCACAAUAUAGCCAACCGCAACCAUCGCCUACUAACUCGUACGAUUCUUUCUCGGAGGAGAGGCAGGAGAGGCCUGAGCUAAGGAGGCGGCGACCAAGACCUUCAGAUGAGGAGCACGGCGUACGAUUACCACCACCGAAAACGUUUCGGGAUGACAAUCCUCGACGGCGGUCUCCUUCGUCCAGCGGCAGCCCAGGUCGCUUGCAACUGAUACCACCCACACCGGUGUCACUACUACAACCACAACUACAACCUCUAACCGUAUCGUACACUGGGCAUGAUAACAGAACGCCGCCACCGAAAGGCAGCCCAUCUGUUCCUCCGGCGACGCAUCAAAAUACGAGUCAAAAUACGAGUCAUAAUACGAGUCAUAAUACGAGUUCUGUGAUGAGUCUGGAAAACAUAAUGGGCACUGCUCCUAACCCUACCACGGAAUACGAUCAGACAAUGAUAAAGCGACUAAAUCAACGAAGUCAACGAAAGGACUAAACAACAAUAGGACUGCUAGUUUUCAUGGAAGCAAGCACACAGCGGAGGAAUCAGCGGAACUUGUUGAAAGAAAGACCUUGUGAAGGUUGGGAAAUUAAAUGGCUGCUGGCGGCUUGUUCGAACGAUAAAUCGGCGAUGAAUUCUGGGUAUCCUAAUCGGUUCCUAAUCUAUGAGGGUAGUGCAUCUUUAGGCAGCAUUUGCAUUUCGUUUAUUGGGGCGGCGGCUGCGAGUCCAGGGCGUAUUACGCGGAAAUGGGAGAACGGGGCUGCUCGAAAGAUUU
Messenger RNA from Daldinia vernicosa, 2045 nucleotides. RefSeq lists its product as uncharacterized. Gene Ontology annotation, cellular component: nucleus. Gene Ontology annotation, biological process: positive regulation of transcription from RNA polymerase II promoter by galactose. Gene Ontology annotation, molecular function: DNA-binding transcription factor activity, RNA polymerase II-specific; RNA polymerase II cis-regulatory region sequence-specific DNA binding; zinc ion binding. The transcript is spliced from 2 exons. Lineage: Eukaryota; Fungi; Ascomycota; Sordariomycetes; Xylariales; Hypoxylaceae. The coding region runs from base 497 to 1765 and encodes 422 amino acids. The record is from RefSeq and is a predicted model, not a curated record.